Molecule: messenger RNA, 1533 nt
Organism: Suillus bovinus
Lineage: Eukaryota; Fungi; Basidiomycota; Agaricomycetes; Boletales; Suillaceae
Product: cytochrome P450
Exons: 11
Coding region: 1-1533 (510 amino acids)
Molecular function (GO): monooxygenase activity; iron ion binding; heme binding
Source: RefSeq, a predicted model, not a curated record
AUGUCGGCACUCACAAAAGUUACUUGGCCGCAUCUGCUAUGUCUUGCUGCUGUAGGAGUCUACCUGGUAAAGCAGGUGUUCAGAAAGAACCCUGCACCAUAUCCCCCUGGUCCUCCAGGGUUGCCCCUUAUCGGGAAUGUCCUAGACAUGCCUAACAUCAGGCCCUGGCUCACCUUCGCAGAGUGGGGCAGGAAGUAUGGCGAUAUCUCGCAUAUCGAGGUUCUAGGUCAGCACUUCAUGGUGGUGAAUUCUUCGAAGAUUGCGAUGGACAUGCUGGACAAGAAGAGCUCGAUUUACUCCGACCGUCCUGUCUUGCCAAUGGCUGGGGAACUUGUUGGUUGGAAGCAUAUGCUGGGUUUUUCUCCUUACGGCGACCGGUUUCGCCGGUACCGCAAGGACUUUCACCGCGCCAUUGGCACCCGAGCUGCAAUGGACGCCUAUAACCCGGUUGAAGAUAUUGAGACUCGCCGAUUCCUCAAGCGUGUGCUCAUGAAACCUGACCAAUUAGAAAAACAUGUUCGACACACCGCUGGCGCUAUCAUUUUGCGAAUCUCAUAUGGAUACGAAGUCAAGGAGAGCAACGAUCCCUUUGUCGAUAUUGCAGACCGCGCUCUGGAGCAAUUCUCGCUGGCUACUGCUCACGGUGCCUUCAUGGUUGACAUGAUACCACUCCUGGCCAAGGUCCCCGAGUGGUUUCCUGGUGCUGGCUUCAAGCGCCUAGCGCGUGAGUGGCACAAGAACGUCGAAGAGAUGGCUUCUGCACCCUACAAUUUCGUCAGGGAUCAGAUGGCUGCGGGUAUUGCCCCGAAGUCUUUCACCUCAGCUCUGUUGGAAGGCCAAGAUCUGAGUUCGGCAGAGAACGAAAUGGCAAAAUGGUCCGCUCUAUCUCUAUACGGCGGUGGUUCUGACACAACUGUAUCCGCAAUAUAUUCGCUUUUUCUCGCUAUGACGCUUUUUCCUGAUGUGCAGAAGAAAGCUCAGGCUGAAAUAGAUGCUGUUGUUGGCCCUGAUCGUCUUCCCUCCUUUGCUGACCGCGCCUCCCUCCCCUAUAUCGAGGCGCUUGCCAAAGAAGUAUUGCGCUGGAAUGUUGUUGCGCCUACCGGUUUUGUCCACUGUGUAACUGAGGAUGACAUCCACGACGGGUACUAUAUUCCAAAAGGUUCCCUUAUCAUACCUAACCAAUGGUUCAUGCUCCACAACCCGGAGACCUAUGCUGAUCCCUCGCAAUUCAAACCUGAACGCUUUUUGGUCAAUGACGGAAAGAAGUCAGAACCAGAGCCCCGUACGAUGUGCUUCGGUUUUGGAAGACGUAUCUGUCCGGGUCUCCUCCUCGCUGAAGCCUCCGUUUGGAUAUCCGCCGCAAUGUCAUUGGCUGUGUUUGAUAUCUCAAAGGUCGUCGAGAACGGUGUUGAGAUCACCCCCGAGGUUGACCCUUCAUCAGUCACGAUCAGCCACCCAAAGCCCUUCAGGUGUUCUAUCAAAGCCCGCUCAGCAAAAGCCAUUGAACUCAUCCAGCAGGAUGCUAACUACUAA